Aedes albopictus (Asian tiger mosquito) is the source of this 1560-nucleotide messenger RNA. It is a transcript of the gene Cluap1, whose product is annotated as clusterin-associated protein 1. Bases 152 to 1465 code for a protein of 437 amino acids. Lineage: Eukaryota; Metazoa; Arthropoda; Insecta; Diptera; Culicidae. The record is from RefSeq and is a predicted model, not a curated record. Gene Ontology annotation, biological process: cilium assembly. Gene Ontology annotation, cellular component: intraciliary transport particle B; cilium; centrosome. The transcript is spliced from 3 exons.
UGCCCGAGUAGAAAUCGAUGCGAGUCCGACAAGUUCGUCCCGUUGUCAAGGCAACCAUUGUGGACCCAAACAAGAACGGAAACGGUGUUGAAUUCGUUCAUCCAGAUUUGCAGCUCUCCGAUCGGAAGUUAGGUUCCGGAUUUAGGCGAAGAUGUCGUUUAAAGACGUUCGAGACCUCUCGGAGCACCUGAAGCUUCUUGGCUACCCGAACAACAUCCCCCUCUCGGUCCUGAACACACCCUACGGCGGUCCGGAGAGCUUCAAAGCCUACUAUGACGUCCUAACGUGGCUGAUCGGCCGGCUUGAGCCCACUCUUACCCUAGCCGGUGGUAUCCGCAGCGAGCAGGACCGUGUCCUGUUCGUCCGCUCGGCCACCGAAUUUCUGGUCACCAAGUCCAGCAUCAAGGUAAACCCUCGGAAGCUGUACGCCAGUUCGGCUGCCGCCGCCAAGGAACUGCUUAAGGUCACUUCACUGUUGAUUGCGUCGCCGAAGGUGACCGGGGCCGACGAGGAAUCGAUCAAGUCGCACGUGGAGAUUGACCUGUCCGAUAAGAUGGACGAUCUGAAGAAGGUAAGAGGGUUGUCGUCAGAAUUGACCAAUCGGGGAGCUGCGCUGUACGAUUUGCUGAAGAAGGAGCUGGUCAAUAGGGAGACUCGAAUGGUACAGUCGACUCGACCGCUGGAGUUGGCGACGGUCGAGAAGGUGAUCAAGUCGGCGAUCACCUCGUUGGAUGGAAAGCUGGUGGCGUCGAAGGCAUCGCUGGAGAGCUUGAAGGCCGAGAAUGGAAAUUUGACGUCCAAGAUUCAACGGAAGUCGUCGGAGCUGGAGCGAUCGAAGCAACGGCUGCAGGCGUUGCAGAAGGUUCGGCCGGCAUAUCUGGAGGAGUUCGAGAAGUUGGAACUGGAGUUGAAGAAUCUUUACGAACAGUACAUCAUACGGAUUCGUUGCGUGGACGCUUUGAAGUCGCAGUUGAUCAGUAAGAAUCGAACUCCGACACCGACUUCACCGAUUGCCAAGAUGACGGACAGCAGUAUGACGAUUCUACCCGAAGGACUGAUGGAUUCGGACGACGAGAAUGAGGAUGAGAUCGACGACUUUGACGAGAGAGAGGACGUGAAACUGAAGUCGGAUAAGAGAGUUCUGCGAAGUGAGCUGUUGAACAGAGAUCGUGGAUCUACGCGGUUCCGUACAAGGACUGCCGAAGGACCGUCGUCGAUGAGUGGCCGGGAUCGAGUCCGGAUGAUCGGCGGGAUGAACGAUGAUCUAGGACCGUUGGACAGUUCGCUUGGAAGUUCGGCAGAGUCGGAAAGCGACCUGGAGAUGGACGGAAACGGACUUAUCGACGAACUCCGCUCGGAUGAUGACGACGACGACGAGGAUGACGAAAGUCUGACAAAGCUGACGAGGGAGAACUCAAACCUGGCGAGGAGUGCCAAGCAGGACCAAAGCGAUGAAGACUUUUGAACCCCGUGAUCUCUGUCGUCUCCAUAAUCUCCGUAACUAAUAACUUAAAAUUUUAUUUUUAAAACACAAUAAAAUGUACACAGAUUUAUACACAA